Paramisgurnus dabryanus is the source of this 2632-nucleotide messenger RNA. RefSeq names its product proline-rich transmembrane protein 2 (gene prrt2). NCBI's taxonomy places the organism in Eukaryota, Metazoa, Chordata, Actinopteri, Cypriniformes, Cobitidae. Gene Ontology annotation, cellular component: membrane. The record is from RefSeq and is a predicted model, not a curated record.
GAUCCAGAUAUAACGUGUCGCGUCUUUUGUGUUGAGAGAAAACAAAGAAGCGCUGUUUACGCGAAGACCAUCCGAAUAUUAAAGGCGCUGUGUGUUAUUAUUUGCGCAUCUUCUGUAAAAUAAGCCUUAAAUAGAUAUUUAAUUCUCGUGCUUGUGUACUCACGCUGUUCUUUUGUUUUUCUUAGUAAAUUUCAUCGUGCACCGAUUUGUCUUUGUCUGUUUGUCCUCGUGUUCGAUACGGAUUCAUUCUCACAUUUAUUCUUAACUGUAAACAUGUGUCUCGUUUCAUUGAGGCACACAGGAGAUCAUCUACAUCAGCAUCCGUCACCUUUGAACCGUUCAUUGUCUCUAUGGAAACAGACUACCAUCAGGCAUCACUCGGCUCUCUAGUUUGUGAUGAAAAUGGCGAAGCGAUGAGCAGUCAGACACCAGGUCCUGUUAUAUUUCAGCCGGGGUCGCCCGGAGCCGGACCGGACUCUUUCCCGUGUCUGCACCCUCUUACUUUUCCUCAGAGGACCAAUGUGGAGGCACAUUGCUCAGGAGAUGUCACCAUCAUGGUCAAGGAGAAAACAGGAAAUGGUCAUGGGAUUUAUUCUGGUCUUGUUGAUGGUUCUGUUUGUAAACCCAUCAUGUCCACUCCUCCUCGUCGUCAUCAUUCCCUGCCUCAUGCACAUCAUCCUCCUUUGGGGCGUACGCGGGCGGGCAGCAGGUCCAGCUCCAUCGCUUAUACGGCCUUCUCACCGAGACCUUCCAUCUCACGUCACUCCAGCAUCGCCACCAAUCCACCGAUGGACCGUUCCAAACCCAAAGACUAUCUCAUCCUUGCUGUCAUCGCCUGCUUCUGUCCCGCCUGGCCCAUCAACAUUGUGGGAUUUGUCUACUCUAUUAUGUCCCGUAACAGUCUGGAGCAGGGCAACAUUGAUGGAGCCAGACGUCUGGGUCGAGUAGCAAAGAUGCUGUCUGUAGUCUCACUGGUGGGAGGAGCUCUCAUUAUUAUAGCAUGUGCAGUUAAUCUGUCAAUUAAUGUUAAAUCCUGAGUAUGGUGAACAUGGCCUGGAUUCAGCUGAACAUCACAUCAAUGAAUAAAAAAUAACAGAACACUUCUUUUGACUUCAUGCACUCGAUGACAUCACCACAUAAAUCUAAUGUGAAAAACUGACUGUGUACUUCACUGAUCUGAGGUAACUACAUUAUGAAAUACUCACGCCACUUUAUUUGUAAAUUGCUGAUUAAGCAAAUGUAUUUUUGAUCUAAAUAAGAAGAGAAAUCUUGUAAAGGUUUGUAAGGAGGCAUGAGUUUGUCAGAUUAUUCAUCCAUUCCAGUAUUCAAUGAGAAUAUUAUGGCAAAUAAGAUGAUGUGACGGAGAACACAGAUCAACCAGACUGACUGGAUUUGGGAGGCUGGUCACAUUUACUCAAAUAGUUAUCUUAGUAACAUUAACUUGUCUUUAUGAUUUUAACAUUGCCAUACAUUCAAAUGUUUAAAACUUUAUUUUCUUUGAGUUUUAUGACAUGACAAAUUGAUUUCCUUUAAUAUGAAAUGUCUUUUUCAUCAAAUGACACUAAUGAUUUCAUUGAGGUUAUUAUUAUACUGUUCUCUAACAUGACUUACAUAAACAGACAAAAUGUAGCAUAUAAACUGAGCUGAAAUAUUAUUUUUUUUAAACCGAAAACUACACACAGGUAAGAGAAAGUGAAAGCAAUGAAGGAAACAAACACUGUAAUAUGCUGCAAACCUUUGAUCUAAAUUGUGUUGUUGAAUUAUUUCUAUACACUGUGUCAACUGUAGCUAACUGUAGCCAAACACAAUCUUAAGAUUUAUGAAAUAUUACGUUUGUUUCAUGAUCUCUCGAUUCACAUGAGAUCUUAGGAUUUUUUAUGUUUUAUAACUGUGAAAAAUCCCCUUCAGAAAUCUGAUACACACAUGUAUGGACUAUUGUUGAGUUUGUUAUGUCAUGUAUGGAUUUUACAAAUGUCACAUACUUAUAUAAAUGUGCAACAUACACCUAUACAUGUUAUAUUUAUUGAAUAUAUGACAUAUUAUAAUGAUAAAUGUCAUUCUGUGAACCUUGAAUUCCCCACCAUCACAAGUACACAUGAGCACACAUGAAGUGAAUCUAUGAUGUAUUGUGUAUCUCUGAACUAAUGACAAUUAUAAACAGGUUCACAUAUAGAAACAAACACAUAUAUCCUUUUAUAUGUAAAGUUUGCAUCAGAUUUCUGUACGGGAAUGAGGAAUGGGGUUUGUACGUUUGGAAUUUUCACUGUAAUUGAAUUUAAAUGUAUUGCAUAUGCUGUAUUACAAAUCCUGUGAUAUGUGAAUUAUUAUAUUUCUAGUUGGUUUAGUAGAUAUGCUCAUGUUUUUCUUUGUAUUGUUUCUGUAUCUUUUUUAACAAUUAUUUUUCAUACACAUCUUGUGGUUUAUAUAAGGCUCUUUAUGGCUCAUGGGAAAACAUUCAUACACGUUCUUGUUAUAAUCAUACCUGCAGUAAAAUAUAACUGUUGUGUAGCCAUUGAUUACAAACAUAGUGCACUUAUUUUUGCAUGUCACAAUAUUUUAAUAGUCUUGUAUUUAACACUAGUUCCCUCUACAUAUCUCUGAAGGGAAAAUAAAAUAAAGCAUUUCACAUGAA